AUGACGCCUUUGAUGCCUCAAAACCAGAAAAGAAGAUCCCAGGCGAGUGACACAUAUGCCUUGGGAACAACUCUGCCCCGGAAGUACAAGGCACACGCUCGUGAUCCAUGGAAUACAUGGGAGCUCCUAGUCAUAUCAGGAAGCAUGGUCUCUCUGCUUUACAUCUGGCUGUAUUCCCAGAGCUUCCAUUUCCAUGUGGCACAUCUUUAUGCUCACUUGGGGUACCCCAGUGCCCAGCAUAUUGUUGGCCAGAGAUACCUGAAAGGAGCUGGUGUGGUGAAGGAUCAAGAGAUGGCAAUGCACUGGUUUAGACAAGCCUCCCAGCAGGACCAUCCUCAUGGUUCCUUUAACCUUGCAGUCGGAAAACUGAAAAACAUGACUGGAUCCAUGGCAGUAGGGGACAUAGAGAUGCUCCUUCAUGUUGCUGCAAGACAGGGGAUCCAAGAGGCCCAGGAAAUUCUGGAGAAUAUUAUUUGGACUAAAAGCAAGCCCUUGCAAACUAAAAGUGUGGGGAGUUUUUUAUAA
This is a messenger RNA of Rangifer tarandus platyrhynchus (Svalbard reindeer), 525 nucleotides long. NCBI's taxonomy places the organism in Eukaryota, Metazoa, Chordata, Mammalia, Artiodactyla, Cervidae. The record is from the annotation of a GenBank genome assembly.